UCCGCGCCGCUCCCCGACGACAUGCUGCGCUGCGGCCUGGCCUGCGAGCGCUGCAGGUGGAUCCUACCCCUGCUCCUGCUCAGCGCCAUCGCCUUCGACAUCAUCGCGCUGUCCGGCCGCGGCUGGCUGCAGUCGAGCAACCACCUGCAGACGUCCUCGCUGUGGUGGCGGUGCUUCGACGAGGGCGGCGGCAGCGGCUCCUACGACGAUGGCUGCCAGAGCCUCAUGGAUUACGCGUGGGGAAGAGCGGCGGCCGCCAUGCUCUUCUGUGGCUUUAUCAUCCUCUGUAUCUGCUUCAUCUUGUCCUUCUUUGCCCUCUGUGGACCCCAGAUGCUCGUCUUCCUCAGAGUGAUUGGAGGCCUCCUGGCCCUGGCGGCUGUAUUUCAGAUCAUUUCUCUGGUAAUCUACCCCGUGAAGUACACUCAGACCUUCAGCCUUCAUGCCGACUCUGCUGUCACUUACAUCUAUAACUGGGCCUAUGGCUUCGGGUGGGCGGCCACCAUCAUCCUGAUUGGCUGCGCCUUCUUCUUCUGCUGCCUCCCCAACUAUGAAGAUGACCUUCUGGGCAACGCCAAGCCCAGGUACUUCUACACAUCUGCCUAGUGUGUGACGGAGAGCCAAGAAAGGCGCUGCUGCCGUGUUGGAUCCAGAGGUGGAAACUGUUCAGGCCACAUGGAACCUAUGACUGGCAGU
Molecule: messenger RNA, 693 nt
Organism: Castor canadensis (American beaver)
Lineage: Eukaryota; Metazoa; Chordata; Mammalia; Rodentia; Castoridae
Gene: Perp
Product: p53 apoptosis effector related to PMP22
Biological process (GO): cell-cell adhesion
Cellular component (GO): cell-cell junction; membrane
Source: RefSeq, a predicted model, not a curated record